Messenger RNA from Aspergillus thermomutatus, 960 nucleotides. RefSeq names its product oxidoreductase, short-chain dehydrogenase/reductase family. Gene Ontology annotation, molecular function: oxidoreductase activity. NCBI's taxonomy places the organism in Eukaryota, Fungi, Ascomycota, Eurotiomycetes, Eurotiales, Aspergillaceae. The coding region runs from base 1 to 960 and encodes 319 amino acids. The record is from RefSeq and is a predicted model, not a curated record. The transcript is spliced from 4 exons.
AUGCAAGAGUACACGGAAAAGCCAGCAAGCGGUGCUGAAUCACAAUUUCAGCCUGGUCACCGGAUCCCAAUCCAGCACCAGAAAAAGCCUGGGCUACAGGCGGAACUGGAGGAUCCCAAGCCUGCGUCAACCCGCAUACCGACCGACGACAAUGGAUACCAGACGUAUAAGGCAGCCGGGAAACUCGCCGGAAAGAGAGCUAUCAUUACGGGUGGCGACUCUGGGAUUGGUCGCGCUGUUGCCAUACUAUUUGCCAUGGAAGGUGCAUCUAGCCUAAUCGUAUAUCUGCCCGAGGAAGAGAGAGAUGCUCAAGAAACAAAGAGAAGAGUGCAGGAAGCUGGGAAAGAAUGUCACUGCCUGGCAGUAGAUCUUCGGAAAAAAGAAAACUGCCAGAAAGUGGUCGACGUCGCCCUUCAGUGUUUGGGAGGAAUUGACAUUCUGGUGAACAACGCUGCGUUCCAGAACAUGGUCCAAGACAUCAGCGAGCUAGAUGAGUAUGCUCUGAUUCCCCAAGAUAGCGUUUUGAGGGCCCAAUGGGAACGCACCUUUGACACGAACAUCCAUCCUUUCUUUUAUCUGUCGAAGUAUAGUCUACCACAUAUGCGAAGUGGCUCGACGAUCAUCAACUGUGCAUCCGUUAAUCAUUAUAUUGGCCGAUCUGACCUCCUUGACUAUACAUCUACAAAGGGCGCAAUCGUUGCGUUCACUCGAGCAUUGUCCAACCAACAAAUUGGAAAAGGAAUUCGAGUCAAUUGCGUGUGCCCUGGUCCAAUCUGGACUCCCUUGAUCCCAUCAACCAUGAAUACCUCUGCAAUGGAACAAUUCAGCUCCGUGCCAAUGGGUCGCCCGGGCCAACCUAGCGAGGUUGCAACAUGCUUUGUUUUCCUUGCAAGUCAUGACAGCAGCUACAUUUCGGGGCAAAGCCUGCACCCCAAUGGCGGUGUCAUGGUCAACGGCUAA